AUGACAUCUCCCACUGACCAUAAAGCCAGAUAUCACCUGCGUCUUUUUGGAGAUCCAGAAGCACCCUCAGCGGGUUUGGCUGGUAUAGGUAGAGCACUAAGUGGCAAGGCCGAGGCGGCACUACUGGACUGGUUCCCGAUUAACAGCCGACUAUGUGCAGGUCGGCUUUGGGGUUCAUGUAGAAUCAACAAGCAUCGCGAACAGAGACGCAACUUGUUUGUGAUCUCCGUGUACACUCCCAAUGACUGCGGUGGCGACUCGGUCAAGGACGAAUUCUACCGGGAUCUACAACAGCUCUUGACUAACGCUAAAAAGUCGGAUGUCGUUAUCCUUUCUGGGGAUUUCAACGCACGGGUUGGCCACCUUGGUGGUCAUCACGCGCUCAAUGAGAACCGCUCUGAUAACGGAGAGAGGCUUCUCACAUUGUGCGAAGACAACCAACUGUUUCUCUCGAGCACUAACUUCAGGUGUACGAAGAAGCGUUCUACAACGUUACGUACCUCUUCGCCAACACAACCGUGGUCUCAAAUUGAUCACAUUGCAAUUAGUUUCAGAUGGCGCGGUAGCGUACUGGAUUGA
Dicrocoelium dendriticum is the source of this 579-nucleotide messenger RNA. Lineage: Eukaryota; Metazoa; Platyhelminthes; Trematoda; Plagiorchiida; Dicrocoeliidae. The record is from the annotation of a GenBank genome assembly.